AUCUACAGGGAAAAGGCUUGGAGAGGUGUGUUUCUGACAAGCCAGAAAGUCACCCGCACUACGAGGGACUUUGUUUAACUCUUUUUUUUUGUUGUUUUUUUUUUUGUUGUUGUUGUUUUUUCUGUAAGGAGGGGGAUUCUUCAUUUUUCGCACUUAAUGUUUUUCUGCAAACUUCGCUGAGAUUUUCCCCUUGGACUAAUGGAUUACCACCUGCUUGGACUAAUUUUAUCUUUUCUCUUCAAUGGCACAAAGGUCUUAGCCGGUUACCCAAUUUGGUGGUCCCUCGCUCUAGGUCAGCAGUACAGCUCCCUGGGGUCCCAGCCCAUCCUCUGCGGCUCCAUCCCUGGCCUCGUCCCCAAGCAGCUCCGCUUCUGCCGCAACUACAUCGAGAUCAUGCCCAGCGUGGCCGAGGGCGUGAAGUUGGGCAUCCAGGAGUGCCAGCACCAGUUCCGGGGCCGCCGCUGGAACUGCACCACCAUCGACGACAGCCUGGCCAUCUUUGGGCCCGUCCUGGACAAAGCCACGCGAGAGUCCGCCUUCGUCCACGCCAUCGCGUCGGCCGGGGUGGCCUUCGCCGUCACCCGCUCCUGUGCCGAGGGCACGUCCACCAUCUGUGGCUGUGACUCCCACCACAAGGGACCUCCGGGAGACGGCUGGAAAUGGGGGGGAUGCAGCGAGGACGCCGACUUCGGCGUGCUGGUGUCGCGGGAGUUCGCGGACGCCCGAGAGAACCGCCCGGACGCCCGCUCGGCCAUGAACAGGCACAACAACGAGGCCGGCAGGACGACCAUCCUGGACCACAUGCACCUGAAGUGCAAGUGCCACGGUCUCUCGGGAAGCUGCGAGGUCAAGACCUGCUGGUGGGCCCAGCCUGAUUUCCGGGCAAUUGGCGACUACCUGAAGGAUAAAUACGACAGCGCUUCUGAGAUGGUGGUUGAAAAGCACCGUGAAUCUCGGGGAUGGGUGGAAACUCUUAGGGCCAAGUAUGCUCUUUUCAAGCCACCAACGGAGCGGGAUCUGGUCUACUAUGAGAACUCCCCCAAUUUUUGCGAGCCCAACCCGGAGACGGGCUCCUUUGGGACAAGGGACAGAACGUGCAACGUCACCUCCCACGGGAUCGACGGCUGCGACCUGCUGUGCUGCGGCCGCGGCCACAACACCAGGACUGAGAAGCGGAAGGAGAAGUGUCACUGCAUCUUCCACUGGUGCUGCUACGUGAGCUGCCAGGAGUGCGUACGCGUCUACGACGUCCACACCUGCAAGUAAACGUGGGUAGGUCUCCAACUGACGGGACGUUGCUCCAGAGCAGGGCCGAGGGGCCCAUGGACCCUGUGACCAGCCCCUCCAUGGUGGCCUCACACUUCAGAGGAUGGUAUCAAACAAUCCCAGUGCCCUUGGUCAAGGCAUAUACCCCAACACAGCCCAAACCAGCGCUGUGCGGAAGGGUCCCAGCAUCUCACCCACACAAGGUGGUCCAAGGCUGGACCCAGCGCUGCAGACACGUUAGAUCAUCGAUUCGCUGACUUCUUUUUGGCACGACAGACCGUCUGGGGAGCAGCAGGGACAGCCCAGGUCCCGCGGGGCACAGCCACGCCAAUGUGCUGCCAGUGUCCCCUGGGGUCUGGCCCACGGAGGUGCCAACAUGGGGCUUUAGGGGGAAAUUAAUUUUACGCAGCGAAAGCCGAGCAGACCUGGGCUGCCCUGCCCGCCGCACGGGCACCCUGGUGCCAGCAGAUGUGGUGAGGAGGAGGAAGGAGCCAACCCCUCUAUCACCGGCCAGGCUCCCUCCUGCCUCCUCUAAGAUGGAGGAGAAACAAACCCCUCUGAGCACAGGAACAGAGCCUUAGAGCCGCCUCUCCUCCCACCUUUGCCCACUCUGCUCCCACAGCCCCAAAUCUUCUCCUUUAACCCCCCUCAGGGGUCAGCAGGACACCGGAGACCAGAGCUGAUCCUCUGGCAUUUGGCCCACGAGCAGGUGACAGUGGUGAGGCCACCACCCCUCACAUGGGGACGAGUUCCAGCCGCCCCCUGGCCCUGCAGCUGCCACAGAGGGUGUUUUUAAGGACCUGGGCAGAUCCGCCCCAUUGAUGCACCUGUUUACUAAUUGUUCCCUAAUAUGACUUCAUGUCCCAGAGUGAGCCCAGAGCAUCUCUCUGGGGACAGGGUACCCGCCAGGUGAGCUGCUACACCAGCUCCGAGCAUCAGUAACGGAUGGGGAGACAGAAGCCACGGCAAGGGGUCAUUUCUGUCCAGGCUUCCUUGUCAGCGUUUCCCCUCCAGACUUGGUCAAACCAUUUCCAGCGAGACAAGGGCAGAGGGGACAGGAGAACAUCAUCCUCCAGCACAACCCCAGGCAGAUCCUCUUCUCUUCUCUUCUCUUCUCUUCUCUUCUCUUCUCUUCUCUUCUCUUCUCUUCUCUUCUCUUCUCUUCUCUUCUCUUCUCUUCUCUUCUCUUCUCUUCUCUUCUCUUCUCUUCUCUUCUCUUCUCUUCUCUUCUCUUCUCUUCU
Columba livia (rock pigeon) is the source of this 2507-nucleotide messenger RNA. RefSeq names its product Wnt family member 3 (gene WNT3). The record is from RefSeq and is a predicted model, not a curated record. Gene Ontology annotation, cellular component: extracellular region. Gene Ontology annotation, molecular function: cytokine activity; frizzled binding. The transcript has 4 exons. Gene Ontology annotation, biological process: multicellular organism development; canonical Wnt signaling pathway; neuron differentiation. The coding region runs from base 199 to 1266 and encodes 355 amino acids. Lineage: Eukaryota; Metazoa; Chordata; Aves; Columbiformes; Columbidae.